Molecule: messenger RNA, 1591 nt
Organism: Etheostoma cragini (Arkansas darter)
Lineage: Eukaryota; Metazoa; Chordata; Actinopteri; Perciformes; Percidae
Gene: pgls
Product: 6-phosphogluconolactonase
Exons: 6
Coding region: 175-936 (253 amino acids)
Biological process (GO): pentose-phosphate shunt; carbohydrate metabolic process
Molecular function (GO): 6-phosphogluconolactonase activity
Source: RefSeq, a predicted model, not a curated record
CUACACUGGCCAGAAUGCAGUGCGGUCUAAACACGAAAUUUGAUUGGCUGGUGAGAAAAACGUUUCCGGAAGUAGCGCUUCGGAUUACAUUUGCCGACUGAAAUUCCUCCUCAUGACAAUCUGCUUUUGAGAUUCCAACUAAAGAACAACUUUAUUUCUAUAGAAAACUGUCUCAUGGCCGGCAGAAGAGUUGUGGUCUUCCCCUCCUCAGCGGAGCUUGGACCGGUGCUGGCCCAACUGGUGACAUCUCGGGCUGAGAAGGCCAUCAUCUCUCAUGGCCGGUUCACCCUGGGGCUCUCUGGAGGAAGUCUUGUGUCCAUACUCAGCAAAGAGCUGCCCGCCCUGCCAGACCUGGACUGCAGCAAGUGGGUGGUUGCGUUCUGUGAUGAGCGACUGGUUUCCUUCGAUGACCCUGAGAGCACCUACGGGCUGUACAAGGGUCAGUUGUUUUCCAAGGUCAACAUCCCUGACAGUGGGAUCUUAACCAUUGACUCCUCUCUGGCGGUCAACGAGUGUGCUGAGGAUUAUACCCGCAAAUUGAACCAGGCCUUCCCAGAUGGUGACGUCCCAGUGUUUGACCUGUUACUGCUGGGUAUGGGACCUGAUGGACACACCUGCUCCCUAUUCCCAGACCACCCUCUCCUGGAGGAAACCAAGAAGAUUGUGGCCCCCAUCAGCGACUCUCCCAAACCACCACCACAGCGUGUAACUAUGACCUUUCCAGUGGUGAACUCUGCACGCUGUGUGGCUUUUGUAUCAACAGGAGGAAGCAAAGCACCCGUUUUAAAGGAAGUGCUAGAGGGUAGAGAGGGUCCAGCUUUUCCGGCGGCCCGUGUUGUCCCAACUAACGGCGAGUUGUUCUGGCUUGUUGAUGACCCUGCAGCUGCCUCCUUAACUAUCCAGGUGGAAAGGCUAAGUGCGGGGGCCAAACUCUAGAGCUUUCUAUCUGCCAAAUGAAGGCUUAAGGUCAACACUGGUGUGAAAACCUCAAUGAGGAAACAAAACAAAAUUUUGCCAAACAUUCCUACUUUCACAUGAAAACGGUUUACGUAGGUGACAUUCUAAGAGAGGAAAGAGAAACAAAAAAAAGUGUGUGUGUGUGAGAGAGGGUGUUGGUGUCCAGAUAGCUCAGUUGGUAGAGCGGACGUCCAUUGAUAGAGGUUUACCCCUCGUCUCAGCGGGCCUGGGUUUGACUCCGACCUGCAGCCCAUUGCUACAGGUCAUUCCCCCCUCUCACUUUUAUGUCUUCUGUCCUGUCAAAAGUAAAGGCCAAAAAUGCCCCAAAAAAUCUAUUAAAAAAUUAUUAUUUUUAGUUUUUCUCGUUUGUGAAGUUUAGGAAGUUGGAUGUUCAUAAAACACAAAACAGUCCACUUGUAUGACUAAGUUAUUAUUUUGAUGAACUGUAUAGAAAAAAAUAAGGGAUAUUUGUUCUGUUUGAUUCUGAGCUUGGAGUUGCCUUCCCAUCGAAAAUAUCCAAUAGUCACUUCUGACGCUGAAAAUGAACCCUCAUUUGGAACUUGAGUGCAUCUUACAACCAUCUGUAACACCUAAUUUCAUUAGCAAUCUAGAGAAAUAAAAUGUUUAUCAAACA